GCAAGAUACUAUCCCUUCCGGUGCCGUACCAGCUGCCAUCCCCAUAGACCCUGGCUCGGGACUGUUCGAUGAGAGGAGCAGGAGCAGGGGUAAGAGCAGGAGCAGGAGUAAGAGCAGCAGCAGGAUGAUUGACUUGUGGCUUCAUGCUCUGCCCGCCUCCGGGUAGAGGAAUUGGGAUGGUGCCCGGGCUACCAUGGUGCCCGGGCUCGAGGCAGAGGCUGCUUGAUAUGAGCAUACUUGUUCUCUCACUCUUGCUGUUCGCCUCGUCCUUGGGACAUGUUCCACAGCACGACCUUCAAUGGAGGCAGGUCGCUCAAGAGCUGCAUGAGAACAACAACGCGCUCCUCUCCGCGUUGUCUCCCUUGAACCCGGCCCCUCCAGCCCCUCCUCAGCUAGAGCAUGUUGACGUCUGCCUGCAAGGAAGCUGCUCCAACCAAGCGAUGCACGGACAUCCAGGGACGAGCAUCAAGCUCUACUGUCAAGAGCAUAAGCAGGCCUUGCACCGAGUGAUCCAUGACCUGCCGUUUUCUUCUGGUGUACAGCAUAGCAGGCACAGAAGAAUCCGGUCCUCGUUUCCCCAAAGAAGCGACAGAAGGGGCAGCACUCCGAGACAAUGGCUCCACAAGAAGUGCAGAGAGGAAGGCUGUUCGAAGCAGCCAUGUUUCGGGCUGGUUGGCUCUCCUCCUGUUUACUGCAAUUUGCACAGGACUAAGGAUAUGCAGAAUGUCGCAAGUAGGAAGUGCCGCAUGGAAAACUGCACGAAGCAAGCCAGCUAUGGCGAGUCAGGUGGACAGAUUAAGUUCUGUAUGCAGCACAAGAAUGAGUCGCACGUGAACCUCCGGACUCAGAGCAGUACAAGGAAGCAUGGCAGGCAGGCCUGUCUUCUGGAUGGAUUGAACGACGAGGAGAUGGAUCUCCUGAUGAAAAAAAAUGUCAGUGAAAUGAACGAGCAUGAGCUGCGAGGUGCCGUGCUCAAGUUCCGCACAAUACUUCGGAGCACAACAAGAACUGAGAGUACGAUCCUACUAAACUCGAGCCAUCAAAUCGAGCCAUGGGCACCAGUCAGCUCAACUUCCAUGCAUUUAGCUCGACUAUUGGAGAUGGAUUAUGAUGCGACUACUUUUGACGCAGUCUUGCAAGAUCAGUUCGAUACGCUCGACAAGCUAAGAGGGUUUUGAUGCCACUGUGAACUCUGUGCAUCCAUACACAUUUGCGUGUUUUGCAGCUCCGAGAUUCCUCUCAAGGCUUCCGGCGACUCGCCGAUCACUACCGGGCGUAUCAUGACAGUGUACGAGUCAGUCAAAGCCUGUGUCACACUAGCCCUGCCAACGGUGGCAAUGAAUAAAUUAG
Messenger RNA from Guillardia theta CCMP2712, 1350 nucleotides. RefSeq lists its product as hypothetical. Bases 144 to 1178 code for a protein of 344 amino acids. NCBI's taxonomy places the organism in Eukaryota, Cryptophyceae, Pyrenomonadales, Geminigeraceae. The transcript is spliced from 12 exons. The record is from RefSeq and is a predicted model, not a curated record.